ACCUCAGAGGCUUUCCGAAAUCCUGGUGGAGUUCCUGUAAUUAUUACAGCUAGUAAAAAUUGCACUUUCCUGAACAACCAAGCUGAUGUCUUUGAUCAGCUAAUCGCCUUGAUAGAACAGAGGCAUUCCUAUCAGAACAGAAGGUGGUUGAAUCCCUUAUUUAUUACUGGCCAUAAACGGAAGCUUGAAGAAGAUGACAUGUAUAAAGUGCUGCCAGAAGAUUCCUCAGAGAAGCUUGGAGAGGAAUUGCAGUGGUACUGGGAUAAAGAGGUGCAAAAAGCAAAAAAGAGAGGAAAAACGCCACAUUUAACAAAAGCCAUUAUUCUUUGUUACUGGAAAUCCUAUUUAGUUUUGGGGAUUUUCACAAUGAUUGAGGAAACCCUCAAAAUAGUUCAGCCAAUAUUUUUGGGAAAAAUCAUUAGUUAUUUUGAAAGCUAUGAUUCCUCUGAUGAGGUUGAUUUGAAUUUUGCAUAUUGCUACGCAGCUGCUCUGUCUGUGUGCACGCUUAUUUUGGCUAUAAUGCACCAUUUAUACUUCUAUCAUGUACAGCGGGCUGGCAUGAAGCUGAGGGUCGCUAUGUGUCAUAUGAUUUAUCGGAAGGCACUUCGUCUCAGUAAUGUUGCUAUGGCAAAAACUACCACUGGUCAAAUAGUGAAUCUCCUGUCAAAUGAUGUGAACAAAUUUGAUCAGGUAACAAUUUUCUUGCACUUCUUGUGGGCUGGACCACUUCAAGCUAUAGCAGUAACAGCACUUCUCUGGAUGGAGAUAGGCCCAUCAUGUCUUGCAGGAAUGGCGGUUCUCAUUAUUCUUCUUCCCGUGCAGACCUGCAUUGGGAGGCUUUUUUCUUCCCUAAGGUAAGGUUGCAC
Apaloderma vittatum (bar-tailed trogon) is the source of this 866-nucleotide messenger RNA. RefSeq names its product multidrug resistance-associated protein 4-like. The annotation marks the transcript as partial. Gene Ontology annotation, biological process: transmembrane transport. Lineage: Eukaryota; Metazoa; Chordata; Aves; Trogoniformes; Trogonidae. The record is from RefSeq and is a predicted model, not a curated record. Gene Ontology annotation, molecular function: ATP binding; ABC-type transporter activity. Gene Ontology annotation, cellular component: plasma membrane. The transcript is spliced from 7 exons.